ACUGGCCACAACUUGUAGAUAAGCUUGAAAGAGAGAAGAUAAAAGAAGAGUCCAUAGCAGCGAAAAAAAUAAUUAAAAUAAAAUGGAUGCGAUAGUACAGCUGCCUUACGAUGCUACGGUACGGUUGAUGCUGGGUUCGCUAGAGCGCAACCUCUUGCCGGACACUGUUAUACGGCGACUCACGCGCCUGCUCUUAGCCGCCCGACUUCGCUCCGGUUACAAACCAUCCUCUGAGCUACAGCUCUCUGAUCUUCUCCAAUUUGUGCAAUCUUUAAAAGAGAUGCCUAUAGCUGUGAUGACUGAGAAGCCAAAGUCCCAACAUUAUGAGCUCCCUACCUCUUUCUUCAAGAUUGUUCUUGGAAAACACCUCAAAUACAGCUGCUGUUACUUCAAAGACAAGUUGAGCACUUUGGAGGAUGCUGAAAAAGCAAUGAUGGAAUUAUAUUGUGAAAGGUCGCAGUUGAAAGAUGGACACACUGUACUUGAUGUUGGUUGUGGCUGGGGUUCCCUUUCUCUAUACAUAGCACAAAAAUAUAGUGCCUGUAAAGUUACCGGGAUUUGCAAUUCAGUCACCCAAAAAGCACACAUAGAAGAGCAGUGCCGGGAGCUUCAGCUGCAGAAUUUGGAGAUCAUAAUUGCAGAUAUUAGCACAUUCGAGAUGGAAGGAUCCUAUGAUAGAAUAUUGUCUAUUGAAAUGUUUGAGCAUAUGAAGAACUAUGGAGAUCUCCUGAAGAAGAUCUCAAGAUGGAUGAAGGCAGAUAGUCUUCUUUUUGUUCAUUAUUUUUGCCAUAAAGCAUUUGCUUACCACUUUGAGGUAUAUAUACGUCUAGCUGAUCAAUGCAUGAGUAUUUCCUCUACUUCAAUUAUAGAUGUGGUGUCUAAUAUUGUGCAGGAUGUGAAUGAUGAUGAUUGGAUCACUAGGUACUUUUUCAGUGGAGGUACAAUGCCUUCUUCUAAUCUCCUCCUUUAUUUUCAGGAUGAUGUUUCUGUGGUUGAUCAUUGGCUAGUUAAUGGAAAACAUUAUGCACAGACAAGUGAAGAAUGGCUUAAGAGACUGGAUGAGAACAAGAGUUCCAUAAAGCCAAUAAUGGAGUCAACUUAUGGGAAGGAUUCAGCCGUUAAGUGGACUGUCUACUGGAGAACCUUUUUCCUUUCAGUUGCUGAACUGUUUGGGUACAACAAUGGAGAAGAAUGGAUGGUUGCACAUUUCCUCUUCAAGAAGAAAUGAAUUUGCCAAGCAAAUUGUACCCAAGUAAUAAGCAUGUCUACAUGCAUUCGCACUACUACCAUAAAUUGAAGUAGAAUGUGUUGCUAUGAUGCUAUCAGUCCUAUCAUAUAUAGAGAAAGUUUCAUAAAUGAGAUGUCAGUAAAUGGGCUUCAGAAAAGGCAGCUAAGAAUGUGAUCACUCUGUUACUGAAAUCCAUUUGGACAAAAGUUCUUCAAAUGGCAAUUUGAUCCUUUCUUUUGGUG
This is a messenger RNA of Solanum pennellii, 1470 nucleotides long. Its product is annotated as (S)-coclaurine N-methyltransferase-like. The record is from RefSeq and is a predicted model, not a curated record. The transcript has 7 exons. Lineage: Eukaryota; Viridiplantae; Streptophyta; Magnoliopsida; Solanales; Solanaceae. Bases 83 to 1228 code for a protein of 381 amino acids. Gene Ontology annotation, biological process: lipid biosynthetic process.